Prorocentrum cordatum is the source of this 325-nucleotide messenger RNA. Lineage: Eukaryota; Dinophyceae; Prorocentrales; Prorocentraceae. The record is from the annotation of a GenBank genome assembly.
GUCUUCCAGCUCCCAGCGGAAGGGGUGAUCGACGUUGGCGCAGUUAUCGCCCUGGCCGGUGCCGAGUGCAACGCGGCCAGCCAGGAGAUGAAGCGGGCGCAGAAGUCAGGGGCCGCGGUCGACUUCAAGAAAGGCUCGCACCCCGACGAGGCGAGCUUCAAGCUCGCCCACACCUACUGGAACGAGGUCGCCCUGCGCCGCGCUCCGCAGCAGCUCGCGGAGAUGAUCCCCCCGUGCCGCUACGAGAAGGUCAGGGGCGACAUGCCGUCGCCGCAGACUGGGAUCCCCGUCGCGGCAGCGCAGGCCAGGCGCGCGCAGAUUGGAG